AUGAGGUCACUUCGAUGGUACCUGAAAUUUUCCCUUAAAAAAAAGCCAGCAGUGGUACCGCUGACACAGACAAGCCCACAGACUAUUGGUCCUGCGCGGACACGGUUCGCUCCGUCGCCCACAGGGUUUCUUCAUUUGGGCUCGCUCCGUACCGCCUUGUACAACUAUCUCCUCGCCAAGUCUACUGGAGGACAGUUUCUCGUCCGAUUAGAGGAUACUGACCGUCAACGAUUGGUCCCUGGUGCCGAGCAAAACAUCUAUGACUCCCUCAGCUGGUGUGGGCUCAAGGCCGACGAGUCACCCGUGGUGGGAGGUCCUUACGGGCCGUACCGCCAAAGUGACAGAAUGGCCAUUUACAAAGAAUAUGCCGACAAGUUGAUUGCUCUGGGCCAUGCGUACCGCUGUGACUGCAGUAAGGAUCGUCUUAAUGCAUUGAGGGAGCUGGCAAUGAAGCUUAAGCCGCCGACCACAGUCACUUAUGACCGGAAAUGCUUGCACGAUCACGUUGAGACCGGAGGGGUGGUCAGAUUCAAAAGUCCUGAUGAAUACGAACCGUUCACUGAUAAAGUGCACGGUGAUUUGAAUUUGCAACCGCAAUACAACUACCAGGACCGUCGUUAUGAUGAUUUUGUGAUCUUGAAGUCGGAUGGCAUGCCCACCUAUCACUUUGCCAACGUGGUGGAUGAUCAUCUCAUGAAGAUUACGCAUGUGAUCAGAGGUGAAGAGUGGCUUCCGUCCACCCCUAAACAUAUUGCACUUUACCGAGCCUUCGGCUGGGAGCCUCCUCAAUUCGUUCACAUUCCGUUGUUGACUUCAUUGGCCGAUAAGAAGCUUUCGAAGCGCCAGGGAGACAUUGGAGUGAUGUCUUUCAGAGAUAAAGGGGUGUUGCCUGAGGCUUUAGUGAAUUUUGUGGCGCUUUUCGGGUGGUCACCUCAUCGUGACACCCCCGGUUUGUCUGUGGAAGAGUCUAUGACUUUGGAAGACAUUGUCUCGAAAUUUUCGUUGGAGAACUUGACUCGUGGUAACGCUAAGGUUAACGACUCGAAGCUUUACUAUUUUAACAAACAUCAUUUGGCGGAGAACAUCAAGAAUCCUGAAAAAUUGGCUUCGCUAGUUGAAGACUACCAAAGACUCACAAACAACAAAUACCCGGAAGAGUGGGUCACUAAGUUGAUCAAGUAUGCUGGGCCCAGUGUAUCAUCAAUCAAUGACAUCGAGUCGCAACAUCCUUACCUCUUCAAGCCUGUCGACUACAACGCCGCACAAAAGCCCCCAGCCAAUGCUGAGGAUAUUCUUGCCUUGCUCAACAGCUCUUCCGACUUCAAGAAGCUGGUGAAUGAACUCGCCAAACAGGGAUUUGCUAAGAAAGAUAUAUUCCAGCUGGCACGUUUUGCUUUAUCGGGUGGAGUAUCGGGGCUUGCCAUUCCCUUGGUGAUUGAACUUAUUGGUCAGGACGAGUAUCACGCUCGUUUGUCGGCAGCCUUAAACUACUUAAAAUGUUAG
Messenger RNA from Diutina rugosa, 1503 nucleotides. Its product is annotated as glutamate--tRNA ligase. The record is from RefSeq and is a predicted model, not a curated record. Bases 1 to 1503 code for a protein of 500 amino acids. NCBI's taxonomy places the organism in Eukaryota, Fungi, Ascomycota, Pichiomycetes, Serinales, Debaryomycetaceae. The transcript has a single exon. Gene Ontology annotation, biological process: glutamyl-tRNA aminoacylation. Gene Ontology annotation, molecular function: ATP binding; zinc ion binding; tRNA binding.